CGAAGCGCGGCAGCGGGGGCCCGUUUCUCAAAAAGGCAUACGUCCAGGCGUAAGUUUAGUCCGGACUAAAUCAGGGAUUAGACCUCAAAACCAGAAUAAGUUGCGUUUCACAAAAAGGCGGAAACUUAGUUGGGACUAAAUUUGGGUUUAAAUCUACGCCUGCUAAUGCACCCCUGCGAAUGUGUUCGGAAUGUUUGUAUGUAAUAAAUCCAGAGGUGCUCGAAUGAAAGUUCACGAGACAUCACCGAGAUUUGUUCAGUUCCUGUGAAAUUUCGAGCGGAAGUAUAAAUGUUCGGAUAAUAUUCUCAAAAUACCCAGUCGCCAUGCACUCCAUCCAGGUUCUCCUUUGUGUGUUCUGUGUCGCCGUGGGUUUUCAGGCAGCCCAAGCAGCUCUGGGUGGAGGGACAUGCACCAUUCCUGCCGUAGGUGCCGGUCCUGGAGCCAGCACUGUGUGUACAGCUGCCGCCAAUGGCUUCUGUCUCAUAGACCAUUUGACGGUCACAGGAGCCGUCACAGGCGUAACUUACGAUAGCGUGUGUGUCUGCUACACUGGCUACAGCGGACCGCAAUGCGCAACCGCUACCCCCACUACUACUACCACCACCACCACAUCAAACAACAACGCCAUCACUGCCCUGGUACUCGGGGGUCUGGGCGCCUAUCUGCUGUCCCAGGGUGGACAAGGAGGAUAUGGAGCUGAAACAGGAGCACAGGCCGCUCAGGAAGCUCUCUAUCUGCAACAAGCUGGAUUCGGAGUCGGCAAAUAAACGGGAAAGCAUACACUAACUCGUCAUUUUCAUGUUCCCUUCAUCUUAAUAAACAUGAAU
Molecule: messenger RNA, 827 nt
Organism: Magallana angulata
Lineage: Eukaryota; Metazoa; Mollusca; Bivalvia; Ostreida; Ostreidae
Exons: 4
Coding region: 324-767 (147 amino acids)
Source: RefSeq, a predicted model, not a curated record